Lates calcarifer (barramundi perch) is the source of this 5406-nucleotide messenger RNA. Its product is annotated as voltage-dependent calcium channel subunit alpha-2/delta-4-like. Lineage: Eukaryota; Metazoa; Chordata; Actinopteri; Centropomidae. The record is from RefSeq and is a predicted model, not a curated record. Gene Ontology annotation, cellular component: voltage-gated calcium channel complex. Gene Ontology annotation, molecular function: voltage-gated calcium channel activity.
GACCAGUGAGGAGCUCGAUGUCCGGGGUCGGGAGCAGGAUGGAGGGCAGGAGCACGCCAGGAUUCAUGAAGCUUCUCCUGAGGAUUCUGGGAUUUUUCUGCCUGUGGAUUACAGCUCAGGCUCAGAUGAAGAUCCCACCAGAGACGGUGCAGCAGUGGGCGUCCGUGUUCGCCGUUCAACUUCGAGACUUAACCACCAAAUACUCCGGCUCUCUGCUGCUGCAGAAGAAAUUGAAGGAUGUGGAGUCCAUCAUUAAAAUCGUGGAGCUGGACGGAGACGACUUGGUGAAGGAUUAUUCAGAUGAAAUCGAACGAAUGUUAGGGAGCAAGAUGAAGUCAGUGAAGAGGUUAGCAGAAUCGGCAGAAGACGCUGACCUGUACCACGAAUUCAACGCUUCAUUAGAGUUCGACUACUACAACUCCAUGUUGAUCAACAAGGUUGACGAGGACGGGAACUAUGCGGAACUAGGUGGAGAGUUUCCACUGGAGGAGAAUGAACAUUUCAACAACCUGCUGGUGAACACGCAGCAGAGCGACAUCCAGGUCCCCACCAACGUCUACAACAAAGAUCCGAACAUCCUUAACGCCAUCUACAACUCAGAGGCGUUAAAUGAUGUCUUCAUCAGUAACUUCCAGAGGGAUCCCACACUCACCUGGCAGUACUUUGGCAGCUCCACCGGCUUCUUCAGGAUCUACCCUGGUAUUAAAUGGACUCCAGACUCCAACGGAGUGGCAGCUUUUGACUGCAGGAACAGAAACUGGUACAUCCAGGCCGCCACGUCUCCGAAGGACAUCAUCAUCAUGGUGGACAUCAGCGGCAGCAUGAAGGGGCUGAAGAUGACCAUCGCCAAACACACCAUCAACACCAUCCUGGACACGCUGGGGGAGAACGACUUCGUCAACGUCAUUGCUUACACGGACUAUGUUCGUUAUGUGGAGCCGUGCUUCAGGGGAACCCUGGUCCAGGCCGACUUGGACAACAGAGAGCAUUUUAAGGUGCUGGUGGAGGAGCUGCAUGUUAAAGGAGAAGCAAAGAUCAAGCCCGCCAUGAAGGAAGCCUUCAAAAUCCUCAACGAGGCGAGGGCGAACGGUCAGGGCAGCAUGUGUAACCAGGCCAUCAUGCUGAUCACUGACGGAGCCAUGGAGGACUUUGAGUCUGUGUUCGAGGAGUUCAACUGGCCUGAGCGCAGGGUGCGAGUCUUCACCUAUCUGAUCGGCAGAGAGAUGACCUUCGCUCAGAACACCAAGUGGAUCGCCUGCAACAACAAAGGUUACUACACACACAUCUCCACGCUGGCCGAUGUGCAGGAGAACGUCAUGGAGUACCUGCACGUGCUCAGCCGACCCAUGGUCAUCAACCACGACCAUGACAUCAUCUGGACCGAGGCCUACAUGGACACCGUGCUUCCAAACACUGAAGAGCUCUUCACCACCAAAGCUCAGAGUCUGCUGCUGAUGACGUCUGUGGCCAUGCCGGUCUUCAGUAAGAAGAAGGAGACGCUGUCCCACGGGAUCCUGCUGGGUGUGGUCGGCUCGGACAUCCCGCUGAUGGAGGUGAUGAAGCUGGCGCCCAGAUACAUGCUGGGAGCUCACGGCUACGCCUUCCUCAUCACCAACAACGGCUACAUCCUGGCUCACCCCGACCUUCGACCUCUGUACAAAGACGGAAAGAAACUGAAGCCGAAGCCAAACUACAACAGUGUGGAUCUGUCUGAGGUGGAGUGGGAGGAUACGGACGAGAUGCUGAGAACAGCCAUGGUGAAAGGAGAGACCGGCAGCAUCAGCCUGAACAUCAGAGCGUCUGUGGAUAAAGGGAAAAGACCUCUGUACCUCGUCAACGAAUACUUCUACACAAACAUCGAUGAGACACCUUUCAGCUUUGGCAUGGUGCUGACGAGGGGUCACGGGAGGCUGAUGUUUGUGGGAAACGUGUCUGUGGAGGAAGGGCUGCAUGACCUCACCUCCCCAGACCUGAGCAUCGCCUCAGAGUGGACUUACUGUGAGACCGACAUCGACCCCGCUCACAGAAAAUACUCACAACUUCAGGCCGCCAUCCGCUACCUGCUGGGGAAGGAGCCCGACCUCGAGUGUGAUGAGGUGUUGCUGCAGCAGACGCUGUUUGACGCCGUGGUCACCGCUCCGCUGGAGGCCUACUGGAACGCCCUGAUGCUCAACGACAGGGUGGAGCCCGGGGUGGAGACCGCCUUCCUCGGGACUCGUGCCGGCCUGAUGAGGAUCAUGAGAUACGCAGGAGCGGAGACCAGAGUGGCAAAAAAGUUCCUGACUCCGGCUGAUAAAGACAACCUGUUCACCAUCGACCAUUUCCCUCUGUGGUACCGCCUGGCCGUGGAAAACACUCCUGGGAUCUUCUACUACUACCCCGUCAAUGACAAAGGCGUGAAGUACGCUGUAGCGACGACGGCAGUGACGGUGUCCUCUGAAGGAAAGACGGCGAUGGCUGGAGCUAUCGGGGUGCAGAUGUCCUUGGAUUUGCUGGAAAAGAGGUUCUGGGCCAUCGCCAAGCAGCCCAGCGACACAGACUGUUCAAACAUCGAAGGCGUGUGUCCGCUCAGCUGUGAGAGUGUGGAUCUUAACUGUUUCCUGGUCGACAAUAACGGCUUCAUCCUGCUGUCCAAAGAGAGGAACGAGGUCGGACGCUUCUUUGGCGAGGUGGACGGCUCUGUCAUGGCGUCGCUGAUCAAGAUGGGAAUGUUUAAAAAAGUGUCGUUGUUCGACUACCAGGCGAUGUGUAAGAACAGUCAUCAUCACGCCAGCAGCGCCCGACCUCUGCUCAGCCCGUUUUAUGGCAUCGUGGCAUUGAUGAGAUGGUUCUUCUCCAACGCUCUGAUGUUCCUGCUGGACUUUAACCUCUGUGGUCUCUGGCACUCGGAUUAUUUUGUGGACGCCAAGGCUGGUUAUCACACAUCUCAUAAGCAGAAGAAGGUGGAGGCGCUGCAGCCCUGCGACACGGCGUAUCCCGGCUUCAUGUACGACUACUCCGUCAGGGAAGCCAACAGCCUCAUCAAGUGUGGACGCUGCCAGAAGAUGUUUGUGGUGCAGCAGAUUCCCGACAGUAACCUGGUUCUGGUCGUGACUCAGGCCGACUGUGACUGUUCUCGUCAGUACGGACCGAUCCCACUGGAGCCCAAAGAGAUCAAAUAUAAUGCCACAGUUAAGUGCAAUAGGAUGAAAUCACAGAAGGUGCGGCGGCGACCGCAGUCCUGUCACGCCUACCACCCGAAGGAGGACGCUAAAGACUGUGGCGGGGCGUCGGCCAUCUCCCUGUCUGUUUCUCUGUUCUCCACCUGUCUCCUCGUCUCAUUGGUCCUCCACCACUGGACGUAAACCAGGACCAACCCACCAAUCAGGACGCCCAGAGGGGAGCUGGACAGCAGGUAGCCAAAGGAUGUUUUUCUGUUUUUUAAACUUGCCACGAGGGACGAUGGGACACCUCAGAUUUUCUCGAGCUUCAGUUCAGUCUGCAGCGGAGAUAAAGGGCUAUUUGACUUUUCUCUUUUUUAAAAAACUGAUCGAGACUCAUUUCUCCUUUAACUGACUGGGGAAGAAAUCCUCCAAGUGAGCUCGCGAGCUGCAGGAGGAACAGGAGUCCUCGCUGUGUGAAGCACUCCGGUCAGAGUCUUUGAGGGGAACUCGGCGCCCCCCCCAGUGGACAGAAGUAGACGGUGCAGCUUCUGUGUGGAGAAAUGUUGCCAUUACAUAAAAAAAACAAGAAUGUAGCAUCUUUGUAGCUUUUUGAUACAGAAAUAUUGUAUACAAGUAGAGUUUUACAUUCAAAUGAUUUACCAAAAGGGAGGUUGGGAGGUUAAAGGUCAACAGAAAUGACAAAAAUAGCCUGUUAAAGUGACGGAAGCUAAUGUUUAAAGACGUAAAAUCUGUUGCUUAUUACGUCAGUGCACUGUGCUGCUUCCUGGUGUCAUUUCUUAUGUUAAUUUAACAAGAAAUUAAAAUUUAUUUUCUCAUUAACACUUCCUCUCUGAGUGUACAGUGACCUCUAGUGGCUGGAGAGUGAUUUACACAAAACGUAGCAGCUGGUUUUUAGACAAAAAUGACUUUUCAGUUGUAAUUUCUGGUAAAACUUUGUUUUGCAGGUAAUUUCCAGCUGAUUCUCUGAAAACUUUCCUCAUAAGUUCCUAAAACCUAUCUGGUAUUUAGCUGUAAAAUUACUCUGAUAUUCCCAAGACAGGCUGAUUAGUUUGGUACUAAUUGUAAGUAAUGAUAAAUUUAACUCCUGGGUCAUGUUUUAUUCACUGAUUAUCGUCAGAGUAAAACUAAGGAAGAAGAUUACUGAGCAGAUCUACAUUAAGAAUUUUUAAAAUUAAGAAUAUUUGUCUCAUCUGUUUGGAAACUCAGAUGGUUACUGAUGUCUGAGUACAGUUUUUCACUAAGGUGUGACAUAAUUUCAGAUUUAUUUUGUCCUAAAAACUCAAAUAUAAAGAAUGAAUAUUUCAUAACUGUAGCUUCUAACACUUUCUCCAUUUAGUGGUAGAAAUAAGCCCAAACUUUCUCGUUAUUAAAAGCUAAACACCAGGAACGUUUCAAGGGAAUUAGCUGGAAAAUUUUAGGGAAAUAAUCAGGAAACUGUCCAGGACAGGUCAAAGACAUAAAGUGGCUUAAAACAGAAGUAGAUUUUAUCAAGGUUUAAUAUUUAUGGUUUGUUUUUUGUACAUGUGAUAAACAGAUUGCAGAAUGCAGAACAAACAAGAAAAACUACAUUAGAAAUAUAUAAAUGUUGUUUCAACUUUGAAACGACUGAACUUCAUUGUGAAGCAGCUCCUGAAAGGAAGCAACAGUUAUAUGUUGACCUGUUCAUUACUAAAACAUUUGUGUGUUUACCUGGCACAGGUACAUGAAUCAGGUGUUAGACAUGAUGUGAUUUAAUACAGAUGAUAUUUGUAACUGUAGCUGGAGGAGGAAGGUUUUCAGGUGAAAAUGUCUCUGAUGGUUUUUAGUUGGUUAAAGAUGUGAAAACUCUCCUCGAUCCAAAAUAAAUAAAUUAAAAACCUCUAAUAAAUUAACAUUUUUCACUUCUACAUGUUGGUAUGUUUGUUUUUCAUUGUGUUUAUUUUCAUUUUCUAACACCAGCUUUUCUGAUCGGGCAGAUUCACAGAAAGAAACGUUGAUGUCAUCAGUCACUCGUCAGCCUUUGUUCUCAAAAGUUUUUUUUUUACUUAUAUAUAUUAUAUAUAGGUAAGGAUAAGGAUUCACUGAUAUGACACAGUUUUCUUCAGGAUGUUUUAAAUUCAUAAGUCAUUUUCCUGAUAUGUGACAGUUAAUGUGAUCUGUGCAGUGUUUUAUCUUCUUAUGUACAGUCUAUGGUGACUUCAGGUCAUUAAACCUGUCAUCUGUUCACAUGUAUUUAUUCAUUCAAGCCUUAAACUGUCUCAGU